AGCCCUACAACAACAACAAGCGCGCGCCAAAUAUGGCCGAUUGAGGAAAGACACAAUGAAUUUCUCGCAAGUUAGCAGUCAGAAUAGCUUUGUAUCAAUGUAUUAUGCACACCAACUUGUUAAAUGACCAUUUACCAGGUGAAUACAACUGCACGGCGGAGUAUUUGGCUAGACUGAUAGCAUUGUACUUUGAAACUAAGAAGUACCAGGAAGCCCUUGUACUCACCUCGUCGUUGCUACGUGAACUGAAGAAGCUGGAUGACAAGGCCCUGCUGGUGGAGGUACAGCUACUGGAGAGCAAGGUCUACCACGCCCUGUCCAAUCUGCCCAAGGCUCGGGCUGCCCUCACCUCCGGCCGUACCACUGCCAACGGCAUCUACUGUCCUCCUAAACUACAGGCCUCUCUGGACCUGCAGUCAGGUAAACACAAUAAAGCAUCUACUGUCCUCCUAAACUACAGGCCUCUCUGGACCUGCAGUCAGGUAAACACAAUGCAGCAUCUACUGUCCUCCUAAACUACAUGCCUCUCUGGACCUGCAGUCAGGUAAACACAAUACAGCAUCUACUGUCCUCCUAAACUAAAGGCCUCUCUGGACCUGCAGUCAGGUAAACACAAUACAGCACCUACUGUUCUCCUAAACUACAGGCCUCUCUGGACCUGCAGUCAGGUAAACACAAUACAGCAUCUACUGUCCUAAACUACAAGCCUCUCUGGACCUGCAGUCAGGUAACACAAUACAGCAUCUACUGUCCUCCUAAACUACAAGCCUCUCUGGACCUGCAGUCAGGUAAACACAAUGCAGCAUCUACUGUCCUAAACUACAGGCCUCUCUGGACCUGCAGUCAGGUAAACACAAUACAGCAUCUACUGUCCUAAAAUACAGGCCUCUCUGGACCUGCAGUCAGGUAAAUACAAUACAGCAUCUACUGUCCUCCUAAACUACAGGCCUCUCUGGACCUGCAGUCAGGUAAACACAAUACAGCAUCUACUGUCCUCCUAAACUACAGGCCUCUCUGGAUCUGCAGUCAGGUAUACAGGGCUUUAAAGGGCUUGUUGACUGAGAUUCUAUGAGCCUCGCUUUGGGAAAAUGGGGUUAUAUGCUUGUACCUUAGGCGUUGUCUCUGAUAAGCCUGUGCAGUUCCACUACUGUACACAGGCUAAUUAGAGACACUGUCCUCUUAAACUGAUUUUUUUUUAAGGAAAAUAUUUCCUUUAAAUGAAAAGUUCCAUGAAAGUGGGAAGUAUUCCUGAUUAGCCUUGGUGAACUGCACAGGCUAAUCUGGGACGACACUUGGCACACACAAUAAGCCCCAUUUUUAGCGAGGCUGUUUUCCAAGAAAACCCGAGCUAUUGUCAUAGCCAGCUCGUCGUCCACCGUAGGCGUCGUGCUCAAACCUUAACAUUGGCCAUAACUUUUUAAAUAUUGAAGAUAGCACCUUGAUAUUUGGCAUGCAUGUGUAUCUCAUGGAGCUGCACAUUUUGAGUGUAAAAUUUCAAGGUGAACAUCAUCCUCAAGGUCUAGGGUCGAAAAAACAAAGUCAAGGGAAGUAAUAAGCUUUAAAUGGACAUAGUUAUCUGACCUGCCCAUGUAUAUAUUUUUGUUAAAUAAAUCAAAGCGGGGCAGUAGGCGGCAUUGUGUUUCUGACAAACACAUUGUGGUAAAAGGUCAAGGUCAUCCUUUACGGUCUACGGUAAAAAAUACAAAUUUAAGGGAAGUAAUAAGCGUUAAAAAGGGAGAUAAUUAUUCAAUAUUGAACAUAGCCACUUUAUAUAUUUGGCAUGCAUGUGUAUCUCAUGGAGCUGCACAUUUCCAGUGAUCAAUCACAGUCACGGAAGUGGCUUUUAAUUAUUUGCUACUAAAAAUAGUGAUUUGUUAGAGACAAUUA
Molecule: messenger RNA, 1887 nt
Organism: Dreissena polymorpha
Lineage: Eukaryota; Metazoa; Mollusca; Bivalvia; Myida; Dreissenidae
Product: 26S proteasome non-ATPase regulatory subunit 11-like
Exons: 3
Coding region: 105-515 (136 amino acids)
Biological process (GO): ubiquitin-dependent protein catabolic process
Cellular component (GO): proteasome regulatory particle, lid subcomplex
Molecular function (GO): structural molecule activity
Source: RefSeq, a predicted model, not a curated record